Messenger RNA from Gongylonema pulchrum, 312 nucleotides. NCBI's taxonomy places the organism in Eukaryota, Metazoa, Nematoda, Chromadorea, Rhabditida, Gongylonematidae. The record is from the annotation of a GenBank genome assembly.
AUGUGGCUGGAAGCAUUGGAGAAAAUUUGCUGUGCGCAACUGUCCGAAUUUACAGUUCAAGCUCUGGAAUGCUCUGUUGUAAAUCUUAACAGUGCGGUCCUAUCACUUUCGACUCCUAGCCGUUCACGACCAGCCCAGUUUAUGUUUCCACUACGAUUUGCGGAAUGCUUGUCCAGUAUGUACAGCGCAUUGCGUAGCGUCUUAAUAUCGAUAAAUACGAAUUCGAUGUUUUGUCGCAAGAAUUUGCCAUCACUUUUGCAGAAGAAAACAUCAAUUCGAAUGGAGCAGUUUGCAGAGAGUAAGUUUGCAUAA